Messenger RNA from Mangifera indica (mango), 1383 nucleotides. Its product is annotated as disease resistance protein At4g27190-like. The coding region runs from base 1 to 1383 and encodes 460 amino acids. Gene Ontology annotation, molecular function: ADP binding. NCBI's taxonomy places the organism in Eukaryota, Viridiplantae, Streptophyta, Magnoliopsida, Sapindales, Anacardiaceae. The transcript has a single exon. The record is from RefSeq and is a predicted model, not a curated record.
AUGGAAAUUGUCACUUCCGUUGGUGGGAAGCUAGCUGACAAUGUGUUUGCAGCUGCCGGUGAUCAACUUGUUUAUUUGUUUCAGUACAAUGACAACAUUCAAAAAUUGAAAAAGCAAGUUGAGAAGCUGAGGGAUAGCAGAGACAUGGUGCAAAAGAAAAUCGAGUCUGCUGAAAGAAAUGGAGAGAUCAUCCUUGAUGUUGUUCAAAAGUGGUUAGCUGAAGUUGAUGACGUUUCUGCAAAAGCUGAAAAGUUUUUGGAAGAUGAAGGCAAAGCCAACACGAGGUGCCCCAUAGAGUGGUGCAUUCAACGUUGUCGAUUUAGUAAGGAGGCAAAAAAGCAUACUUUGACGAUUUUUCAUCAACUUCAAGAUUUAGGAAAGUUCGAGAGUGUGUCAUAUCCUGCUCCUCCAUCUGGAAUUACAUUGUCAUCUCAGGUAAUUAAUUCUAGCACAUUCAAAUCUAGAAAUUCUAUUAAGAAGGAAGUUAUGAAGGCCUUAAUUGAUGAUAAAAAUGUCAGCAAAAUUGGAAUAUGUGGUAUGGGGGGUAUCGGUAAAACCACACUAGUUAAAGAAAUCAGCCACCAUGUAAAAGAAGCCAAGGAGUAUGAUGUUGUCGCGAUGGCUGUUGUCUCUCACACCUCUAAUAUAAUGAAUAUUCAAGGUGAGAUUGCUGAAAUGUUGGGUUUAAAUUUUCUUCCGACUCAUUCUAAAUUAGCAAGAGCAGGUUCAUUAUGGGAGAGAAUAAAAAAAGAGAAGCGAGUCCUUAUAAUCUUAGACGAUGUUUGGGAGAUAAUUACAUUGGAUGAGAUCGGUAUUCCUUUUGGGAAUGACCAUAGAGGAUGUAAAAUUUUGAUCACCUCUCGAAGCAAAGAUGUAUGUAAUGGAAUGGAGUGCCAAAAGAUAUACACAGUUGAAACUUUAUCUAAACAAGAAUCCUGGGAACUUUUUAGUAAGAUUGCAGGCUCGAUUGUUGAAAAUUAUGAUAUUCAUCCAAUUGCAAGAGAGGUAAAUACUAAAUGUGGGGGAUUGCCACUUGCAAUUGUGACAAUAGCGCGAGCCUUAAGAGGCAAGAACAAGCAUAUGUGGAGCAACGCAACACAACAACUUAAAAUAUCUACCCCUUUAAGCAUCCCAGAGUUGGGGAAAAAUGUUAUUUCAUCUCUGGAACUAAGCUUCAAUUACCUAGAAAACGAAACAAAAUCACUUUUUCUGUUUUGUAGCUUAUUUCCAGAGGAUUACAAAAUUUCUGUUGAAGAUUUGGUCAGAUAUUGGGCAGGUUUGAAGUGGUUUGAAGAUACCCAUGAGGCAAUUGAGGUCGUCAGAAACAGAGUUCAUGCUAUUAUAAGUAUUAAGUACUAUAACCUCUUCUUUUCUCUUGAUUGA